Molecule: messenger RNA, 1536 nt
Organism: Ipomoea triloba (trilobed morning glory)
Lineage: Eukaryota; Viridiplantae; Streptophyta; Magnoliopsida; Solanales; Convolvulaceae
Product: phospholipase A1-Igamma1, chloroplastic-like
Exons: 2
Coding region: 1-1536 (511 amino acids)
Biological process (GO): lipid metabolic process
Molecular function (GO): glycerophospholipase activity
Source: RefSeq, a predicted model, not a curated record
AUGCAAUCAAGCAACCACCGCCCGGCAACACCCUCUCUCCGGCGGAGGAUCUCCGACGCCGCCGCCACGAAGAGGCUCCCGGCGGCUGUCAAUGCCGAUCGAAACGACGCGAUUGGGAGCCUCGCGAGCAAGGCUUCUAGCGGGGCCGCGAAACUCGCAGAAACCAUGUCCGGUUUUCUCAGUAAUCUGCAAAUCGAGAUACCGCCGCGGCGGCGGCGGCGAAAGGGUUUCGACAGUUUGAAUAAAUUCGACGACUACACGGCCGUUGGGAGCUUUGCGGACAUGGCGGACACUCCCGCCAUGUCCCCGAAGGAAGACAUAUCCUCGAAAUGGCGAGAACUCCAAGGCUGUCGCGAGUGGGAAGGGCUUCUCGAUCCGCUCCACCCGUGGCUGAGACGAGAGAUUAUCAAAUACGGCGAAUUCGCGCAGGCAACCUACGACGCACUCGAUUCGGACCCGUACUCCGAGUAUUACGGAAGCUGUUUGUACAGCCGCCAUAAGUUGCUCCACAAGUUGGGGCUUACGAGGAGUGGGUACGAGGUUGUCAGCUACAUCUACGCCAUGUCGUCGAACAUAGAUUACAUGCCGGAAUGGGUGGAGGGCUCGAGCUCCAGCUUCGUCCGCGCGUGGAGCAAAGAUUCCAACUGGAUCGGGUUCAUCGCCGUCAGCAACAACGAAGAGACGCGGCGAAUCGGCAGGAGAGACAUCGUCGUGUCGUGGCGCGGCACCGUCACGCCGUCGGAAUGGUGGGAAAAUAUGCAGAACAAGUUAGAGCCAAUCGGGCUCGGCGACGCCAAAGUGGAGCGCGGUUUUCUCAGCAUCUACACCUCCAAAAGCGACUCCACAAGGUACAACAAGCACAGCGCGUCCGAACAAACCAUGCUCGUCUUACAUAAACUGGUAGAUUUCUACAGAACCAAAGGCGAACCCCUCAGCCUGACCAUCACCGGCCACAGCCUCGGCGGCGCACUGGCCGUGCUCAACGCCUACGAAUCGGCGGUCCAUUUCCCGACCAUCCCAGUCGCCGUAAUCUCCUUCGCGACGCCCAGGGUGGGCAACAUAGCCUUCCGGGACGAGGUUUACCAGAAGGGCGUGAAAACGCUAAGAGUAACAGUGAAGCAAGACUUAAUAACCAGAUGGCCCGGCGUCGUCUUCAACGAAGGCCUCCAGAAGUACGACGACUUCACGGGGCCGCUGGAGUGGGUUUACACGCACAUAGGAGCAGAGCUGAAACUAGACGUUAGGUGGUCGCCAUAUCUGAAAGGUGGGAUAAACUUGUUUGGGUGUCAUAUGCUUGAGACGCACCUGCACCUCGUGGAUUGUUUCUGCAGCUCAAGUGUGAGGUUUAGGGAAGAUGCAAAGAGGGAUGUGGCGUUGGUGAACAAGGAUUGUGAUAUGCUUGUGGAUGAGCUUAGAAUCCCUCCUAAUUGGUACCAAUUGGCAAAUAAGGGUUUGGAGCGCAAUGGCUAUGGGAGGUGGGUGAGGCCUAAAAGGGAGGUUGAUGAUAUUCCUUCACCUUCUUCUCAGUUGUUUUAA